Messenger RNA from Lampris incognitus (smalleye Pacific opah), 2130 nucleotides. RefSeq names its product phosphorylase kinase, gamma 2 (testis) (gene phkg2). Gene Ontology annotation, cellular component: phosphorylase kinase complex. Gene Ontology annotation, molecular function: phosphorylase kinase activity; ATP binding; calmodulin binding. The transcript has 10 exons. Lineage: Eukaryota; Metazoa; Chordata; Actinopteri; Lampriformes; Lampridae. The record is from RefSeq and is a predicted model, not a curated record. Gene Ontology annotation, biological process: glycogen biosynthetic process; protein phosphorylation. The coding region runs from base 194 to 1366 and encodes 390 amino acids.
GUGACCAGAAUGUAAACAGUCCAGGUGCCUCCGUUGACAUUAGCGAGCAUCAGUUCCGAAUCGCUUUCUGCGAUGGCCUAACGCAAGGCCCCCUUGACAUUGAUGGCAUUAUAGAGUCAGAUACGACGCUCGGUGUCUUCUGCUGUCAUGAAAUUUGCCUUUUGAACGCAUACGGACGCCAGCUUUUUUCAUCAUGACCAAAGACAUAGUUGUCGGAGAUGAACUACCGGAUUGGGUUGGGGCCAAGGAGUUUUACCAAAAGUAUGACCCGAAAGAGGUGGUUGGAAGGGGUGUGAGCAGUGUGGUGCGGAGGUGCGUGCACAGACACACAGGACAGGAGCUGGCCGUGAAGAUCAUUGAAAUCACGGCUGAGAAGAUGACAGCUCAGCAGCUAGAGGAGGUGAAAACCUCCACACUGAAGGAGAUCCAAGUCCUAAACAUGGUUAAGGGCCAUGCCUCAAUCAUCACUCUCAUCGAUUCUUACGAGUCAACGACCUUCAUAUUUUUGGUGUUUGACCUCAUGAGGAGAGGAGAGCUUUUUGACUACCUCACAGAAAAAGUGACACUGAGUGAAAAGGAAACAAGGAGUAUGGUGAGGGCCCUGCUGGAGGCGGUCCAGUAUCUCCACUCCCUCAACAUAGUCCACCGGGACCUGAAACCUGAGAACAUUCUGCUGGACGACCAGGGACACAUCAAACUGUCUGACUUUGGUUUCUCUGUGCAGCUGCAGCCUGGAGAGAAUCUCAGAGAGCUUUGUGGGACUCCAGGUUAUUUGGCUCCUGAAAUACUUAAAUGCUCCAUGGAUGAGAUGCACCCAGGCUACGGGAAAGAGGUUGACCUCUGGGCAUGUGGAGUGAUCCUGUUCACCUUACUGGCCGGAUCACCUCCCUUCUGGCAUCGUAAACAGAUGCUCAUGCUGAGGAUGAUCAUGGAGGGGCGGUACCAGUUCAGCUCCCCGGAGUGGGAUGACCGGUCCGACACUGUCAAAGACCUGAUCUCCAGGCUGAUGGUCGUGGACCCAGCUCACCGUCUCACAGCUGAACAAGCCUUAGCCCAUGCCUUCUUCAGACAGUACCAGAGGGAGGACGUGCGGCUCUUCAGCCCCAGAAAGACAUUUAGGGUCCUGAUAGUGAGCGUGCUGGCCUGCAUUAGAAUGUACAGCCGGUACCGCCGUACUCGGCCUUUGACCCGGGAGGUUCUAGCACGGGACCCAUACUCCAUCCGUGGUGUGCGCAAACUCAUUGAUGGCUGUGCCUUCCGGAUCUACGGCCACUGGGUCAAGAAAGGGGAGCAGCAGAACAGAGCUGCCCUCUUCCAAAACACAGCUAAGAUCAUGCUACUAGGCCUAGAGGACUUUGAAACCUAAAGUUCAAACCUCAUUUUCAACUGUGCUGUUUAUUUUUGUUUGUUUGGUUUUUGUUUUUUUGUUUUGUUUUUUUUGUGGUUGAGUCAUGUUACAUUUUGCAUGUGGUGGUGCAACUAUUGUUCCAUACAGGUGUUGGUCUCAUGUCAUCAUCUGUCUUUACUGCUGAUCACUUUGCACAAAUGUUCUGUUAUUUAUAGAGAAGGGUGCAUGCCUUAAUAUGCAAUAUAUCUUAAUAUAAUCUGAUGGAAGAAGAGGCAGUUUCAGACUCUUCAAAAAGAAGUCAGUGGCUAUAGAAAAAAAUGAUUAGUUGCGCCACUUUAAUGUAAAACAAGAUAUGGGUGUCAUCUGUUGUGAACAAGUGGCAUGAAAACACCUUGGUUUGUUAGGAAUUUUCUUAAGGAUUUUAUUAAGUGAUCAGUUAAAUGGGAACUUAUUUCUUACAUUCUUUCAAUUAUUGCACUGAAAUUGUUAUUUUUUUAAUCAAUGGAUUUAGGUUUUUACAUUUAUUUUACAUUGAUUUGACCAAUUAGUAGCAAUGGACGUUAAAAAUCUGGUUUUGGCGUGUUACUGGUAAGAAAUUCCUCAAGUUGGGUUGACAGUAAUGUUUUGAUUAGUUUGACAAUACCUCUAACUAAUACAUGCUAGCAACCAAGCAUGUGCACCAGAAAGUGCAUUCAGAGAAACUGAAUGACGGCUCAUUCCUCUCCAAGGCAGUAUUAGUAUUUUUACAUUACUUGUAUUUGUUGCAGAUUUAAACGAGUAAC